GGAGUAUGAACUGAGCGGAACAUGUAACUGGUCGUUGCUUUGUGUGUUAGCUAGGAGCGGCGCUGCUGUCUGUCAUCCCGGAGGAGCAGGGAGGUACCGGGACGCUCUCUAGCUGAACAUUCCGCCUUCACUACCCGGUUAAGCUAACGACAGCUAACCUCAGACUCUUGUAGCAGAAAUGGCCACGGUUUCUUUUCCUGCCUGCACAACUGUAGUUUUAUUAGAUAUCGAGGGAACCACCACACCGAUUACUUUUGUUAAGGACGUCUUGUUUCCUUACAUCAGAGAGCAUCUUGAGGAUCAUCUGUCCACUCAUUGGGAAGAAGAUGAGUGCAAACAAGAUGUUCAUUUGCUAAAGAAACAGAUUGAAGAGGACAUAAAGCAGAACCGGGCUUGUCCCGUCCACACUGUUGACCAGACGGUUCACACAGAUGAGGAGAAGGCCAUCAGGGAGGUGGUGGAGGAUGUCCUGUGGCAGAUGGCAGCAGACAGAAAGUCCACAGCCCUCAAACAGCUCCAGGGCCACAUGUGGAGGGCAGCUUAUACCUCUGGGAGAAUCAAAGGCGAGCUCUAUCCUGAUGUGGUUCCAUCGAUCAAAACGUGGCGCGAGCACGAUCUGAAAGUUUACAUUUACUCAUCUGGAAGUGUGGAGGCUCAGAAACUACUGUUUGGAUUUUCUGUCGACGGAAACGUUUUAGAUUUAUUUGAUGGUCACUUCGACACAACAAUAGGUGCUAAAGUUGAUGCUAAAAGCUAUGAGAGGAUUAUCGACAGAAUUGGCUGCCAACCUGAAGAGGUCACCUUCCUGACAGAUGUAACCAGAGAGGCUAAAGCUGCAGAAGAGGCAGGCAUGAACGUGCUGCUGGUGGUCAGGCCAGGAAACUUGGAGCUGACAGAUGAGGAGAGCAGCCACUACAACCUCAUUACCUCCUUUAGCCACCUUCAGCUGACAGGAUGUACCUAACACAGACUGUGGGCAGAGGUCACGUCUGACUUUAUGGUCUUUUAAUUACAUUUUUACAACUUUGUUUUCAUUCUGUGUACUGGGUCUAUUGUGGAUUACUGUAGGGCUAUUUAUGCCCAAAAGUUCACCUUUCACGAUGCUUUCGUUUGUACAAAGCACUCCUAGUGCUGAAAGAUGAAAGAAAGAUCCCUGGACCAUAGAUGAGAGGAGCAGGUGCAACGUGAACAAGCCUGAAGGAAAUGGCACACCAACAUUUAGGUUACUGUACUUCUAGAUGAACUGUGUAUUUGACUGCUGCGCUCCAGCUCUAAAUGUGUGUAAAUGUAUUUGUCAAUGUUCUGUAAAGUCAGACCUGCUAGUUUUCUCCAUGUUGUGUUUUAGAAAGCAGCGCCUCAGUUUAGAAGCUCUCGGCAGCGGUGGCCCUGUCGUGAAUCUCCUCGCAGAUGAAUGGUGUGUGUUAAAAUGUGCCAUCAAUCUGUCAUGUGGAUGUUAAACAAGUAUAAACGUUACCUAACGGGAAAUCAAAUGUG
Nematolebias whitei (Rio pearlfish) is the source of this 1494-nucleotide messenger RNA. RefSeq names its product enolase-phosphatase 1 (gene enoph1). Gene Ontology annotation, molecular function: magnesium ion binding; acireductone synthase activity. The transcript is spliced from 7 exons. The record is from RefSeq and is a predicted model, not a curated record. Bases 179 to 964 code for a protein of 261 amino acids. Lineage: Eukaryota; Metazoa; Chordata; Actinopteri; Cyprinodontiformes; Rivulidae.